Molecule: messenger RNA, 504 nt
Organism: Staurois parvus
Lineage: Eukaryota; Metazoa; Chordata; Amphibia; Anura; Ranidae
Source: the annotation of a GenBank genome assembly
GAAUGCAGGGUCCGGGGAGAGCGGAUAUAGUGAAUGCAGGGUCUGGGGAGACCGGAUAUAAUGAAUGCAGGGUCCUGGGCGACCAGAUAUAGUGGAAUGCAGGGUCCGGGAGAGCAGAUAUAGUGAAUGCAGGAUCCAGGAGACUGGAUAUAGUGAAUGCAGGGUCCGGGAAGAGCAGAUAUAGUGAAUGCAGGAUCCAGGGAGACCGGAUAUAGUGAAUGCAGGGGUCUUGGGAGACCAGAUAUAGUGAAUGCAGCAUCCGGGGAGACCAGAUAUAGUGAAUGCAGGGUUUGGGGAGAGCAGCAUAUAGUGAAUGCAGGGUCUUGGGAGACCAGAUAUAGUGAAUGCAGCAUCCGGGGAGACCAGAUAUAGUGAAUGCAGCAUCCGGGGAGACCAGAUAUAGUGAAUGCAGGGUCUUGGGGAGACCAGAAAUAGUGAAUGCAGCAUCCGGGGAGACCAGGUAUAGUGAAUGCAGCAUCCGGGAGACCAGAUAUAGUGAAUGCA